Ostrea edulis (European flat oyster) is the source of this 2553-nucleotide messenger RNA. RefSeq names its product ribosomal RNA processing protein 1 homolog B-like. The record is from RefSeq and is a predicted model, not a curated record. Gene Ontology annotation, biological process: rRNA processing. Gene Ontology annotation, cellular component: nucleus; preribosome, small subunit precursor; preribosome, large subunit precursor. Lineage: Eukaryota; Metazoa; Mollusca; Bivalvia; Ostreida; Ostreidae. The transcript has 14 exons. Bases 36 to 2312 code for a protein of 758 amino acids.
ACGACGACAAAUGUUACAUCCGGGGAAGUUUGAAAAUGGCAGCACCCUGCCCAACAGCUGAGGUGCAUUUUGCCCAAAAACUUGCUGCAAAUGAAAAAAGAACGAGAGACACUGCAUUUAAGAAACUGAAGAAGUGGCUCCAAUCUCGAUCAAGUGAUGGAAAGGAAGCAGACUUCUUGAAAAUAUGGAAAGGUCUUCACUAUUGUAUGUGGAUGCAGGACAAACCACUAAUCCAGGAGGAACUUUCAGACAGCAUGUGUAAGCUGCUAAGUGUCUUUGGAAAUGUGGACAUUUCUCUGAUGUUCCUUGGAGUGUUUUUCCAGACUGAGUCCAGAGAAUGGAGCGGAAUAGAUCGAUGGAGAAUGGACAAGUUUAUGAUGUUGUCCAGGGAGAUGUUGGGUCAGUCCUUGGUCCUGUUGAAGAAAGCCAAGUGGAAGAAGGCACACCUUGAUUUCUUUGGUCAGAUCCUUAAGGACCAUGUCCUGAUGGCAGAAAAUGAUGGCUACAAAAUCCAUAUCACAGACAUUUAUCUAGAUGAGCUUGAAAAAGCUGGAGCAGAAGUCCUUUCACCAAGUCAGAUCAUUCAUUUUCUGGAACCUUUCUCAACAUUCCUAGUGGAGUCCAAAAAUACGACACUAGUGAAGCGGGUCAUAUCCAGAAUAUUUGAUGCCAUAAUACAACAGACUGUGGAUGAUGCUACACGGAGAGCAGAGAGGCUUCUUCAGAAACUCCAAGGAGUAUCAAGACACCUUAAAACAUUGAGAAGAGGAAGACACCUGUAUACCAAGUAUUUGGAGAAGGAAGAUGAAGCAAACAACAAUGGUGCUGAUGUAGAAGAUCUGGAUGAAGACGAGGAGGAAGAUGACACCCCUCCAAGACUUGAUUUCGACUACGGAGCAAUCGCAGACAGGUUGUUUGAACUUGGGAAGAAUCCAGAGUGUUUAAGUCGACAUAGGACCCUGGUGUACAAUGUAGUCAAAAAAUUUCGAGAUUUAAAUGAAGGAGCCCUGCCAACCAAAGUAAAGGACUACAGUUGCCUACAGAAGGGGUACAUCAAUCGAGAGGAUUUUGCUAAAUCAGUCAACAAGCUUAUUUCCAUGGAAACCGAGGUACAUAGACAGAAAAAGAAAAGAAAAAAUCGAAAACGAAAUAAAGACCAGGAAAAAGAUGAUGAUGGGUGCAUGGUUCCAAACAAAAAGAAGAAAGAAAAUUCUGUGGAGAACAAAAAUGAAACGAGUGUAAAAACAAAUUCCGAGACUCCGACUGUGGUGAAAGAAAAGAUGAAGAAGGAAACAGGACUAACCAAAUUAAAAGAUAAGUUACUGGGAAAACGGAAAAAGGAGCGUGAUUCUACGCAGUCUUUGAAAAAGGCAAAGCAGGAAGAUUCAGGCUCAGGCAUCUCUCGGAGUGUAGAGACACCUGUUAGUCGGGGGGUGAUAGACUCUCAAAAAACAGAAACACCUGUGAAAGUCGCAAAAAGGAAAUCGUCAGGGAAAAUUUCUAGUGUAGAAAAAGAAAGGACUCCUAAGUCAUCUCAGAAUGGGAUAAAAGACUUUGAAACACCCACAUUUGAUGAAGAGGAAAAUUAUGUUAAAACUGUUGAAAAAGACACUUCAAGUGUAAAACAGAAGCAAUCAAGACACAGUAAAGUGGGACUGGACACUUUGGAACUAAAGCAUAUUCAUGAUCAGGAAGUAAUUAAUAACAAGGAAGUCAAAGCAAAUGCUUUAGAAGAGGAAGUGGAGAUUUGGGUUCCCAAUAAAAAGUACUCAGGCAAGCUGAAGAAACAAGAGAAGAGUGCAGAAGUUAAGAAGUUUGCUCAAUUUGAACAUGGUGCACAGACUCCACCAGCUUAUGUAAAAAAGUCCUCUGCCAAACUUGCUACUCCAAAAACAGAGCCAGGAAAAGCAUCAAAGAAAGUAACAGGAAGUGAAAAAAAGAGUCGGACGUCAAAAAGAAAAGUCACAUUUGACAUGAAGAAAAACAAGGCUGUUGGCUUUAAGAAAAGUAUCCAAUUUAGUCCAUCACCCUUCAAUCCAGACAAGAGACCAGAACAGGGCAUCCUAAAAACACCAGAUGGUUCAUCGCAGGAAACACCUGAUGGUACGCCGUCUGCCUCGUCCCGGAAAAUUACCAGGCAGCCAACACCACACGUGAAAACCAGGGGGGUGAAAAGAACGCCAUCUAGUGUCAAAAAACUGCGAACACCAACAAGUGUUCAGAAGUACACUGGAACACCGAUUCCAAACAAAGCAGCUCCCGUGAUGAGACUUGUUAAGUCACCUCGUGCCAAAGCAGCGGAUUAUUUUUAGGUCAUGGAUAUAUACGUGAUCAAAUUGAACCCAUUAGUAUUACUAAAAUUGAAUAGAUAUGAUGUACUUUUAGUUUAUACUAUUGUAUACAUGUACAGUGUACAUUGUUAUGGCUUGCAAGGAAAACGUAUCAUAUGAUUUGUUUUAUAUCCAACUUUUCAGAAAAGCAUUUAAAAAUUAUAUCAGAUGACACACUGUUGAAAAAGUCAAUAAAAUGGGUAUUUUUGACCAGACUAAUAAA